AUGAAUGACGGCUGUCAACUGAACAGGAUGGCCACUUUGGAUACGAACAACAACGCCCCAGGUGGCGUCAUCAGCUACAUUGGCUCCAAUGGGUCUUCUCCAAGCCGCACCAGCCCCGUCUCUCUGUGCGGCAGCGACAGCUCCAACGGCAGCUGCCAGCUGUCCUCGCAACCCGCCUUCCCCAGCUACUUCCCACCUUCGCCCACCGGGUCUCUGGUGCAAGACUCCGGGCGCCUUUAUGGGACCAGCUCCACCGGGCUCCGUGAUGAUGCUUCCCCUUCCUCCUCCUCUUCGUCGUCAUCCUCUUCCUACAGCUCUGGAGGCUCCCCCUUGGGGCUGCAAGUGGCCAUGGAUGACGGGAGGCGCAUCUCCCCUGCCAAAAGCACCAGCAGCAGCAUCACAAAGCUGAAUGGGAUGGUCCUCUUGUGUAAAGUCUGCGGAGAUGUGGCAUCUGGGUUCCAUUACGGUGUCCAUGCUUGUGAAGGCUGCAAGGGUUUCUUCCGGCGCAGCAUUCAGCAAAACAUCCAGUACAAAAAGUGCCUAAAGAACGAAACCUGCAACAUUGUCCGCAUCAACCGGAAUCGUUGCCAGCAGUGCCGCUUCAAGAAGUGUUUGGGGGUUGGCAUGUCCCGCGAUGCUGUCCGUUUCGGCCGCAUCCCCAAGCGCGAGAAACAGCGCAUGCUGGCAGAGAUGCAGAGCGCUAUGAACAACAUGGCUAACAACCAGCUCAGUGCGCAGUGCCCGCCCGAGGGCUUGUCGACGGGGCACCAGCAGCCUGCCAGCCCCCUUCUGUGCCACCAGCCGCAGCUGGUGCCACGAUCAUCACCGCCUCAUGCGGCCUCCCCUCCCCAGCCAUCUCCUUGCUUCGCCCAGUUCUCCCAGCAGCUGACGCCACCCCGCUCCCCAAGCCCCGGCGAAGUCAUGGAAGACGUCAUCUCGCAGGUGUCCAAGGCCCACAAGGAGAUUUUUGUUUAUGCUCACGACAAACUGGCCGCGGGGCCCCUGGCUCCUGCGGGGAGCGAGAACUCUCUGAGUUGGGAGAACAACUGGCUGUCCAGUGGCUACCAUGGCAACGGGCCCUGCCACCAAAACGACAACUGGAACUCUGGCUCCGCCCCAAGCAACACAUGUCACCAGAACAACAUGAACGGCCAUCGGUUUUGCCCCUCUGGCUAUCCCUCCGGGGAGACAGAUCCCUCCGUCGGCCAAGGCUGCCCCCAGCAAGGCGAGCCCAGCGAUAUCCUCUUGGCGUGUCCUAUGAAUUGUCACCCACAUGGUCGCAGUGGCCGCACAGGCCAGGAGAUUUGGGAAGAUUUCUCCAUGAGCUUCACACCUGCUGUACGAGAAGUUGUGGAAUUUGCAAAGCACAUCCCUGGUUUCCGGGAGCUCACACAGCAUGACCAGGUCUCCUUACUCAAAGCUGGCACAUUUGAGGUGCUGAUGGUUCGGUUUGCGUCCCUCUUCAACGUUAAGGAACAGACAGUGACAUUCAUGAGUCGUACCAAGUACAGCCUUGAGGAGCUGUGGGGGAUGGGCAUGGGUGACCUGCUGACAUCCAUGUUCGAGUUCAGUGAGAAGCUUGGAGCCUUGGGACUCUCUGAAGAAGAGCUUGGCCUCUUCACAGCUGUGGUGCUGAUCUCUGCAGAUCGUUCAGGCAUUGAGAACCCAGGAUCAGUGGAGCAGCUGCAGGAGAUGCUUAUCCGUGCCCUGAGAGCCCUCGUCUUCAAAAACCACCCCCAGGAAACGUCCCGUUUCACCAAGCUGCUGCUGAAGCUUCCCGACCUGCGCACCCUCAACAACAUGCACUCUGAGAAGCUGCUCUCCUUCCGCAUUGAUGCUCAGUAGAAGACAGGGAGGGCCUGCACAUAACUACUGGACCACCCUCUCGUCUUGCCCUCCCUGCGUCGUUGCACUAACCAGACUGCUCUCUCUGGGCCUGGACCCAGCAAACUAUAUUUAUACCGGCAUAGGAGCUGCUGCCCCCACCUGCUCAGAAGCAAGCGGCCACAAGCCGCCUUUUGUAAAUAUCUCUCUGUAUAUUGGAGUUGUGUGAAUAGAACUGGCAUUCUUCCCUGCUGUGGCGCUGGCCACACAGGAAUAAUAUAUUGAAAACCAAAA
Messenger RNA from Lacerta agilis (Sand lizard), 2118 nucleotides. It is a transcript of the gene NR1D1, whose product is annotated as nuclear receptor subfamily 1 group D member 1. The record is from RefSeq and is a predicted model, not a curated record. The transcript is spliced from 8 exons. Lineage: Eukaryota; Metazoa; Chordata; Lepidosauria; Squamata; Lacertidae. Gene Ontology annotation, molecular function: zinc ion binding; nuclear receptor activity; RNA polymerase II cis-regulatory region sequence-specific DNA binding. The coding region runs from base 1 to 1845 and encodes 614 amino acids. Gene Ontology annotation, biological process: negative regulation of transcription by RNA polymerase II; hormone-mediated signaling pathway; positive regulation of transcription by RNA polymerase II.